AUGGCACAAACCACCUCAAACAAUACGGAAGGCUCCCUUCAAAAAGACCUCGAAGUAGAGAGGAUCGGAGUGGUUCCUUCUCUCCCACCACAAAUGAUCGCCGAGGAAGAUGUAAAGGUUGCCGAUGAGGAGAUGUUUCCUGCGACAGUUGUGUGA
This is a messenger RNA of Glarea lozoyensis ATCC 20868, 156 nucleotides long. RefSeq lists its product as uncharacterized. The record is from RefSeq and is a predicted model, not a curated record. The transcript has a single exon. Bases 1 to 156 code for a protein of 51 amino acids. NCBI's taxonomy places the organism in Eukaryota, Fungi, Ascomycota, Leotiomycetes, Helotiales, Helotiaceae.